AUGUCGAAUAAGUGUGAAAUUUGUGGCGAUAUUGCGGAUGCUAAACAUUUUGGAGCAAUUUCGUGCAGGUGAUUUUUUCUAGAAACUAUUUUUCUAUGAACUUUUAUUCAGAGCUUGCGCAGCAUUUUUCCGCCGACAGGUUGUUGUUCGUAAGAAAAUAGUUCGAAGAUGCGAUCGAAAGUGUAGUCUAGAAGCAGAACAUCGGAAAUUUUGUGUGAGUUGUCGAUUUGAUAAAUGCUUGAGUUGUGGAAUGAGAGAAUCGAAAGUAAUGGCAAAACCAAGCGGAAGUAAAAAAGUAUCAACAAAAAAACUCCCACUGCUCAAGAAAUUUUCAAGCUUUUAUAAACAUAUUCAAAAUCUCCGAAGAAAAACAUUUUCCCAGAGGAACAACUCAAAACCAAGGAUGGCUAAUUAUAAAGAAGUUAAUGAUAUUUUCAUGAAAUAUGGGAAUAUUGUGAAAGAUAAUAUUUUUGAAGCAUUUCCAGAAGCUAAAAAAUUUUCCGAUGAUCAAAAAGCAAUUCUUCUUGAUCAUUUCACAACACCUUAUAUAAUUUGUGAAGGAACAAUUCGAGCAAAGAAAUAUAAUUUGUGGAAACUUCCAAAUGAUGAUUUAAUCGAUAAUAAUCAUCCAGAAUAUUAUUAUAAUGAAAAUCAAAAUAAUUUGAAAGAUAAAGAAUCACACAAACUUUAUCAAGCCUCUUGGAAAGUUAUGCAUGAAAAUAUUCGAGGUCGAAUGGAAGAAGCAAAAAUGGAUUUGAAUGAAUAUUUUCUAUUAUCAGCUUUGAUAUUCUGGGAUGAUGGAUUGCCUAAACAAACAGAAGAAGUUGUAGAAAUUAGUCGAAAAAUGCGCAAGAAAAUUAUUGAAGAGAUAACCAAAUACGAAAAUAUGAAAUGCUUAUCAAAAGAUGAUGCGAGCAUUCAAGUUGCAAGAAUAAUUAUGAUUUUACAAGGAGUUCAGGUACGUUUGACAACCGUUUUCUGAAAACGUAUCUCAACGACAAUUUACAGUCAACUGUUCAAGCGAUUCAUAAAACAUCCGGGUUAACUGCGGCGUAUACUGAUUUUGAAAAACAUAAAGGCAUGUUCGAAACAAUGGGUAUUUGA
Caenorhabditis angaria is the source of this 1104-nucleotide messenger RNA. Lineage: Eukaryota; Metazoa; Nematoda; Chromadorea; Rhabditida; Rhabditidae. The record is from the annotation of a GenBank genome assembly.